AACCACUUAGGUAGCAGUGAAGAUUUGAAGGAGAAACUAAUGGGGUUUUGAUAGCCGUGGAGGGAAAUUGCUUGGGUUCAAACUGCGCGGGAUGAAUGCUCGCCUAUAAAACAAAAUAUGGGCUAAAGCUUAAUAACUGAUGUUAUGUGUGUUCGCUGUGGAGCUUUUCAUUUGUUGAGAGAUAAGUAGAGAGCAAUGGCCGAUGGGAAGGGCAAGGUGAAGGUGAAAACCAAGAUGAUGAAUACAAAGGUAGAGGCACUUCUUAUCCCUGCAGACUCGGAUCUUCUAAAACCCCUCAAAGUGAAGAAAGAGGCGCAGUCACCCAAGGAAAUCAAAGAUAUCUCAAAAUCUGGUUCAGUGAACACCAAGGUGAAGAAAGAGGCGCAGUCACCCAAGGAAAUCAAAGAUAAUUCAAAGUCUGGUUCUGUGAACACCAAGGUGAAGAAAGAGGCGCAGUCACCCAAGGAAAUCAAAGAUAAGUCCAAAUCUGGUUCUGUGAACUCCAAGGUGAAGAAAGAGGCGCAAUCACCUGAGAAGGGCCACACCAGUGAUGACAAGAGUGAAAAAAAACAGAGGAAGCUCUAUGACUUGCCCGGACAAAAGCGUGAUCCCCCACCGGAGAGGGACCCACUGAGGAUUUUUUAUGAGACCCUGUACGAGCAGAUACCUACGAGCGAGAUGGCUGAGUUUUGGAUGAUGGAGCAUGGUUUGUUGACACCGGAGAAGGCAAAGAAGACUUUUGAGAAAAAACAGAAAAAACACCUUCAAUUGAAGCCAGGAUCACCAGUGAAGCCUUCAUCUUCAAAGAAGAAUAUUCAAAAGAGCUCUGCUAAAGAUGUUGGUAAAGAUUCUUCCAAACCCAAGAAAAAGAGGGCCCAUCUAUCUGAUAGUGAUAGUGAUGAACUUAUUUUGCCAAAGAAAAAGAUUAGAAUGUCUUCUUAACGCCAUCUGCAAUUAUUUCUGAGAUUUUGCCAUGUAUAUUGUUCUCUAAAAGAGCAGUCUACUAAGAUUGCAUUGUUAUAGUUUUGUUACUGCUAUCUUAUCUACAAUAUACUCAUGCAACACAAAGUAGCUCAGGGUUUUCUACUAUACUUUGAACAGACUGUUGAUCUUUUUGUACAUUAAUUAUAUUUAGCUGAUAUGUAGUUUUGACCUGAUGAUAACCACAUAUGUUGAUGCUAGAACCAGAGUUAUGCAUCUUUUAAAAGUAGGGGUCCCUUUAGUAUGUAAUUCUUUUGUAACAAAUCUAUUUUCUUAUUCAUUUAUUGAAAUAUGCAGUUUUGGAGGUUA
Molecule: messenger RNA, 1290 nt
Organism: Cryptomeria japonica (Japanese cedar)
Lineage: Eukaryota; Viridiplantae; Streptophyta; Pinopsida; Cupressales; Cupressaceae
Exons: 3
Coding region: 196-942 (248 amino acids)
Source: RefSeq, a predicted model, not a curated record